ACAGCCAGUGACCAUUUGCAAGCCUCCUAGGUAUAUUACCAGCAGACACAUUAUCAGAUUAAAGGAAGUGCAAACAAACUGGGCUGAAACUUUCUUUGUCAAAACCCAGCCUCUUCUUCCUGUGAUGUCAUAUUACAAAUCUAGCAAGCCUUUCUUUUUCACUUCAGAGAAAGCGACCUCAAGAUACAGCUGGCAACUGAGGAAAAAGCCUCAAUUCGGCAAGCGCUAACAUGCUUGGAAAUUUAUUUUGGAACCUUUAAAAGACUCUUCUGCUUACCCACCAUCUGGAAUCCACUGCAGGAAAACAAAAAAGGAAAACUUCAUUUAAAAGAAGCAAGAAGUAAAAUGGGACAAAUUCGGAAUGUUUAAGUCUCUGAAACUCUGCACUGAAAAGAAAAUAAGAUUGAUAACUUAAACAUUCUGAGGCAUAAAGAAACAUUAACUUUGGAGUAUUCAUCUUGUCUACUGAAAUAGAAGUUUAGAAGACAAGUGGUUUCAUUCUGGUCACAGAUCACAGCUUUUCUUUAAAUUUAUAAUCCUAUGGGUUGGCCUCGUUGACUAUUUUUUAAAGGUUGCUCGUCAGUUAACUGAGCCUUGGAAUUCAUGGAUUUUCUAAAGACUAACAAAUGAAAAUAUUUUCCUGUUGAAGAACUCAGCGGAAAUUUUACAGCAACAAAUUUCAUGUUUCUUUUGGAUAUUUUUGAGAAGAAUGAAAUAUUUAUAAAACCAACCAAAGAUCCAGAUAAUUUACAAAUAAAUUGGAGGUUAUAAUAUGAAUACCAAAGGAGACUGCAGCUGAUGAAAGUGCUUCCAAACUGAAAAUUGGACGUGCCUUUACGAUGGUAAGCGUUAACAGCUCCCACUGCUUCUAUAAUGACUCCUUUAAGUACACUUUGUAUGGGUGCAUGUUCAGCACGGUGUUUGUGCUUGGGUUAAUAUCCAAUUGUGUUGCCAUAUACAUUUUCAUCUGCGUCCUCAAAGUCCGAAAUGAAACUACCACUUACAUGAUUAACUUGGCAAUGUCAGACUUGCUUUUUGUUUUUACUUUACCCUUCAGGAUUUUUUACUUCACAACACAAAAUUGGCCAUUUGGAGAUUUACUUUGUAAGAUUUCUGUGAUGCUGUUUUAUACCAACAUGUACGGAAGCAUUCUGUUCUUAACUUGUAUUAGUGUAGAUCGAUUUCUGGCAAUUGUCUACCCAUUUAAGUCAAAGACUCUAAGAACCAAAAGAAAUGCAAAGAUUGUUUGCAUUGGUGUGUGGUUAACUGUGAUCGGAGGAAGUGCACCGGCGGUUUUGGUUCAGUCUACCCACUCUCAGGCUAACAAUGCCUCAGAAGCCUGCUUUGAAAAUUUCCCAGAAGCCACAUGGAAAACAUAUCUCUCAAGGAUUGUAAUUUUCAUCGAAAUAGUGGGAUUUUUUAUUCCUCUAAUUUUAAAUGUAACUUGUUCUAGUAUGGUGCUAAAAACUUUAAAUAAACCUGUUACAUUAAGUAGAAGCAAAAUAAACAAAACUAAGGUUUUAAAAAUGAUUUUUGUACAUUUGAUCAUAUUCUGUUUCUGUUUUGUUCCUUACAAUAUCAAUCUUAUUUUAUAUUCUCUUGUGAGAACACAAACAUUUGUUAAUUGCUCAGUAGUGGCAGCAGUAAGGACAAUGUACCCAAUCACUCUCUGUAUUGCUGUUUCAAACUGUUGUUUUGACCCUGUGGUUUACUACUUUACAUCGGACACAAUUCAGAAUUCAAUAAAAAUGAAAAACUGGUCUACCAGGAGAAGUGACUUCAGAUUCUCUGAAGUUCAUGGUGCAGAGAAUUUUAUUCAGCAUAACCUACAGACCUUAAAACGUAAGAUAUUUGACAAUGAAUCUGCUGCCUGAAAUAAAACCAUUAGGACUCAUUGGGACAGAACUUUCAAGUUCCUUCAACUGUGAAAAGUGUCUUUUUGGACAAACUAUUUUUCCACCUCCAAAAGAAAUUAACACAUGGACAUUUUAAAGUCUUUAGUAUAAAGAAAAUUUGUAUUCAAUGUGCUAAGCAUUAACAUGUAUUUUAUUUGUGUAUACACUCCAUCUGAUUUUUCUGAGCCGUUUUGAUUUGUUCCUUCAUUAAAAAAAUCUCUUAAAGU
This is a messenger RNA of Piliocolobus tephrosceles (Ugandan red Colobus), 2122 nucleotides long. RefSeq names its product lysophosphatidic acid receptor 6 (gene LPAR6). The record is from RefSeq and is a predicted model, not a curated record. Gene Ontology annotation, molecular function: lysophosphatidic acid receptor activity. Lineage: Eukaryota; Metazoa; Chordata; Mammalia; Primates; Cercopithecidae. The transcript has a single exon. The coding region runs from base 840 to 1874 and encodes 344 amino acids. Gene Ontology annotation, biological process: positive regulation of Rho protein signal transduction; phospholipase C-activating G protein-coupled receptor signaling pathway. Gene Ontology annotation, cellular component: plasma membrane.